Molecule: messenger RNA, 2637 nt
Organism: Anguilla rostrata (American eel)
Lineage: Eukaryota; Metazoa; Chordata; Actinopteri; Anguilliformes; Anguillidae
Exons: 2
Coding region: 635-1396 (253 amino acids)
Source: RefSeq, a predicted model, not a curated record
UGCUCUGGUUGAGGGGGCAAAGCUGGAUGAUCACUGUGUUGUGUGGCCUCAGGACUUGUUUGCGUGGAAGAACUGUGGCAGGUAUGGUGGAGUAGCUCACCUCGUAGCUGUAACCUUGCAAUCUCUCUUUGGGACAACAACAAAUAACCUGCUUGACCCCCACCAGUCUGGCUUCAGGCCUGGCCACUCGACAGAGACUGCACUCCUCUCGGUCAGUGAGUCACUCCAUGCCGCACAAGCAGCCUCCCUCUCCUCUGUCCUGAUUCUUCUAGACCUCUCCGCUGCAUUCGACACUGUGGAGCACUCCAUCCUCCUGUCCUCCCUGGCAGCAACAGGGAUCUGCGGCACAGUCCUUGACUCGAUUGAGUCUUACCUCUCCGACUGUUCCGUCCAGGUUGCCUGGGCAGGUAAGGUAUCACCACCCCGUCCCCUCGCCACCGGAGUUCCCCAGGGCUCAGUCCUCGGUCCCCUUCUCUUCUCCUUAUACACCAGAUCCCUUGGCCCUGUAAUCUCUGCCCAUGGCUUGUCCUAUCACUGCUAUGCCGACGACACACAACUCUUUCUCUCCUUCUCCCCAUCAGACACACAGGUCCCUGCCCGCAUCUCCGCUUGCCUGAGGGACAUCCAGAGCUGGAUGGACAAUCACCACCUGAAGCUCAACCCGGGAAAGACGGAGCUAAUCUUUAUUCCUGCUCUAACCUCUCCCCUCCUUGAUUUUUCCAUUUCCCUAGGGGACACCUUAGUGACAUCUUCACCCUGUGCCAAGAAUCUCGGCGUGGUGAUGGACAACAGGUUGUCCCUCUCAAAGAACAUCGCAGCAGUAAGCCGGGCAUGCAGAUUUUUCCUGUAUAACAUCCAGAGAAUCCGCCCCUUUCUCACCACCUACUCAACCCAGCUCCUGGUCCAAGCAAUGGUACUAUCCCGACUGGACUACUGCAACUCUCUUCUGGCUGGACUACCGGCAUCUGCCAUCAGACCCCUGCAACUCAUUCAGAAUGCUGCAGCUCGUCUGGUCUUCAACCUCCCCAGACACUCCCACAUCACUCCCCUGCUCACUACCCUCCACUGGCUGCCUGUUAUAGCUCGCAUCAAAUUUAAAACAUUGGUCCUAGCAUACCAGGCAGUCAAGGGAUCAGCCCCAGCAUAUCUCCACAAGAUAUUCAAACCCUACAUGCCAGCCAGACCCCUCCGUUCUGCUACCUCAGGACGCCUGGCACCUCCCCCUCUUCACACCUGCACUCCCCGAACACGUCUCCUAUCUGUUCUGGCCCCACGAUGGUGGAAUGACCUCCCCGUGGAGGUCAGAACAGCUGAGACACUGACCCACUUCAAGCAACGACUGAAGACUCACCUCUUCAGGCUGCACCUCUCCCCAUCCCUUCCUACCUCCCUGUAAAUGACUGUAAGCUUAGGGUUGUAACUAGGUAGCUGUUUUGUAGGUGACUUAGUUAAUGAACCUGUCUUAACUACUGCUUGUAUUUUUGCAUAGACUGCGUUGUUGCUGUUCUCGUUUGUGUUAAUGUUAAACACUAUUUCAGAAUGCUAAAAAUGGAUUUCAGAGGCAGGACUGCCUUUUCAGUAUUUAACAUUUGAUAAGCUGGAUGUGCCUCCAUAGAAAAAGACAUGCCAGCUAUCCUAUCCUUUAUAGAGCUGUGAAAUCCUACACAAAUGUUUCAGUUUUACACAUGUAUUUGCUGCAUUUUCAAGUGCUGUGUCUGUUUCCAUAUGUUCCUUCAUGUAUGGUUUGCAUGCAGUUAAGGCUGUUUCCCUGCCCCCUCAAGCCAAAAUCCAAGGAAGCAGAUUGUUUAUUGCACCACACUUUAUGGCUGUAGCUAUUUGUUUCGCUUGCCCCCUGCCCUCAGCCAUAUUACAACAGGAAGACUGUGUCCCAUAGUUCCUCUUGAAUGCAAGAUGGACAAGUACAUUAUGUGGUGGUUAGUUUAUCACAUAAAAGAUGGAUAGAUGCAUCUUGGUUAGUAUUUGCUGUAUUUAUUUACUGAAGUGCCCACAAUAUUCAGUAUUUCAACUAUUUUUCUUUCUCCACUUUCCUUUUUUCCACCCCCUUUCUCCAAUAAUAACAAACCUUGACACAAAGCCCUUGGCAACAACCUCUUGAAAGCUCAUUGGUCCGUCCACUUUAAGUUGAUCAGUUGAAGGUAUUGAUGGUCAUUGAGAUGAAAAUAAACAAAGCCCUCACAACUUGACUCUAUGCCUAGCCAGUUUACAAAAGGAAGUAUGGACACUUUUUCACUGUCCACCCUAUAAAUCAGCUUGCGUUCACAAAACCUUACAUUUCCCAGUUGUUUUGCUGAACAGGAGGUAUGUUAAUAAUCAGCCCAUUUUACUGAUUAUGUGGAUUUUAUAUCAGAGUAAACAAGUUCAUAGGAUGAGAGCUUUGUUUCCUUGGAAGGUAAUUCUUCUUCAACAGUCCAAUGAUAGCUAGGGUUUAAAAAUAUUAUAACUGCUUUCACACCACUAACAUUUAUAUACAUGUUGACAAUGUUUAAUGCUACAAGAAAAUUAGGUUACUGCAAUGUACCAUAAUUCAGUCAAAGCUGAAUUAUGGUACAUUGCAGAAAUAUAAACGCCUCCCAUAGUAAAUUGUGAAACUUUAGGUUUAACAACUGAACAAACUUU